Molecule: messenger RNA, 567 nt
Organism: Teleopsis dalmanni
Lineage: Eukaryota; Metazoa; Arthropoda; Insecta; Diptera; Diopsidae
Exons: 1
Coding region: 1-567 (188 amino acids)
Biological process (GO): DNA integration
Molecular function (GO): nucleic acid binding
Source: RefSeq, a predicted model, not a curated record
AUGGUUGGUGACGUUCAAACACUGAUAAAAGAAUGCGAGAUUUGCAAUACUUCUAAGGUGUCAAAUAGAAUGAUAAAACCACUCAUGGGAAUGCAAACCAUAACCGAAAAACCAUUCCAAAGUCUGCAUGUGGAUUUCGUGGAACCUUAUACAUUUGGUGUACCAGAAUGCAUGCAUUCCGAUAACGGGAAACAAUUUAUUUCAGAAGCCUUUAAUUCAUUCUUGCAAAAAUAUGGAGUGAAACACAUUCGAACUGGAUUGUAUUCUCCUCAAGCCAAUGCUGCUGAACGAGUAAAUCAGUCAGUACUUCAGUUCGUUCAUUCUUAUAUACAAGAAAACCAACGUAAUUGGGAUCAGUAUGUAAGUGAGGCAGCAUUUGUACUCAGAAGUGUGAAACACAGCUCGAUAGGUAUGGAACCAUAUAUGGCAGUGUUUGGGUCACAUAUGAUUCAGCAUGGCGCAUCGUAUGAGAUAAUGAGGAAGUUGAGCUCCACACAACAAUCCGAAUUUGAAAUAUUAGAAGCGACAGACAAACAACUAUUGAUGCGAGAGAAACUGACUGACUGA